This is a messenger RNA of Egretta garzetta (little egret), 492 nucleotides long. It is a transcript of the gene DYDC1, whose product is annotated as DPY30 domain containing 1. The record is from RefSeq and is a predicted model, not a curated record. NCBI's taxonomy places the organism in Eukaryota, Metazoa, Chordata, Aves, Pelecaniformes, Ardeidae. The transcript is spliced from 5 exons. Bases 1 to 492 code for a protein of 163 amino acids. Gene Ontology annotation, cellular component: Set1C/COMPASS complex.
AUGGAGUCUCAGUAUCUGAAGAGAUGUCUGGGAAGUUGCUUGAAAAAGGGACUGGCAGAGGUUGUAGAGCAUCGGCCUGCAGAUCCAAUAGAGUAUCUGGCACAUUGGAUUUACAAUUACAGAAGAAUCUUAGAUGAAGAAAAAAAGAGAAUGUUGGAGAGGAUUGAGCUGGAACAAGAACGGGAGGCAGCCCUGGUAGAACUUGAAAUGUUAAGAAAAAUGAAGGAAGAAGAGCUAAUGAUCCAGCAGAAACUUGAAGAACAGCGUCAGUUGGAACGAGAACAUGAGGAGUCGGAACUGCAGAAUGAAGAAGAUGUAAUGCCGUUGGAACAGAAAGAUCAAGAGGAAAAUGAAAAGACGAUAGCUGAACUUACAGAUAGACCUGGAGCACCUAAUUUGACCAGAGUUGAGGAGCUAGAUGAGAGCGGACAGGUUGAGAAUAUAACAGAUGUCACGGCAGAAUCAGAACAAGAAAGUUCCCAACCAAUCUGA